Oxyura jamaicensis (ruddy duck) is the source of this 2562-nucleotide messenger RNA. RefSeq names its product zinc finger protein 501-like. Gene Ontology annotation, molecular function: RNA polymerase II cis-regulatory region sequence-specific DNA binding; DNA-binding transcription activator activity, RNA polymerase II-specific. The coding region runs from base 213 to 1832 and encodes 539 amino acids. NCBI's taxonomy places the organism in Eukaryota, Metazoa, Chordata, Aves, Anseriformes, Anatidae. Gene Ontology annotation, cellular component: nucleus. The transcript has 4 exons. Gene Ontology annotation, biological process: regulation of transcription by RNA polymerase II. The record is from RefSeq and is a predicted model, not a curated record.
UCCCCAAAAUAACUCCCUCAAACCUCCGGGCUGGGUUGAACCAAAUAGCUCUAAAAAUACCCCGAAAAAAGUUUGUUUGGUUGUUUGGGGGGUGGAGGUGUGGGGGAGGCUUAAAGUGCUAUUAUUACUAAAAAAUUAUUUUUUUUAAGGUACACAGAGCCGUGGUCCCCGGACUGCACCUGGCACUGCUGCCCUGAAACCGGGUAGCAGAGAUGGAAGCUGCCCAGGUGCCCGAGGCAUUCGAAGAGGUGAUAGUGAUCGCCACGGAUAAGCAAUGGUCCCUCGCGACCCCCCUGCAGAAAAACCAGGCGCCUGCGCUCGAGCCAGCGUACAGCCCUGAGCUGCUCGUUCAUCUGGAGCAAGAGGAAGAGGCUUGGAUCCCCAACAUCCAGAGCUCUGAGGAUGAGGAACCAGUGAGACCCAUCAUGAGGCUGUGGGCGAGGAAGAGGAAGCGGUGGAAAAGCUGCCGAGAUGCAGCAAGUUCCUCCAGCUCCAACUCGUCCUACUCAGGUGAUGGGUUGACAAGCGAGAUGGAGGACAGUUCACAGGAAGAAGAGGGAGAGUGGGUGGAGCUGCGUGGUGAGACCGUGAUGAAUCCCAAAGAUGAAAUCUCCCUGGGUUACGAGCACCACAAGAGCCACUCGGGAUGGAGAUCGGCUUCCUCCAGCCACAAAGGGAGGAAGCAUCCACGCAAGAGCCCAUUGAGGAUAGAGAUAGGGCAGCACAAGCACGCGUGCAGGAAGUGUGGGAAGAGCUUCAGCCGUGGCUCAUCCCUCAACAGACACCAGAGGGUCCACGUGGCAGAGAAACCCUCCACGUGCUGCAAGUGCGGGAGAAGUUUUGUGUGUAGCUCCAACCUCAAAGACCACCUGAAAAACCCCUGCCAGGAGAAACCCUACAAGUGCCCCAAGUGCGAGAAGCGCUUUGCGUCCAGCAGGUCCCUCCAGAAGCAUUGCAAGCUCCACCACGGGAGCAACGUGUACCAGUGCUCCGAGUGCGGGAAAAACCUCACUUCCAACUCCGCUCUUCUAAUCCACCACAGGAUACACACCGGCGAGAGGCCCUACGAGUGCCCCGAGUGUGGGAAGAGCUUCAUGGCCAACAAGUCGCUCAGCAAGCACCGCAAGAGCCACACAGAGGACGGGAUCUUUACCUGUCCAGACUGUGGGAAAAAACUCACUUCCAACUCAACCCUCAUCAUCCACCGGCGCAUACACACCGGCGAGAGGCCCUACGAGUGCCCCGAGUGUGGGAAGCGCUUCAUGGCCAACAAGUCGCUCAGCAAGCAUCGCAAGAGCCACCUGGAGGAGGGUACCUAUAAAUGUCCCCAGUGCAGGGAAAUCUUUGCAAAGAACUCGGCCUACGUAGCCCAUCUCAGGACCCACCAGGGACAGCCCCCUUAUCCCUGCUCUGACUGCGGGGAAGCCUUCUUUGAAAGCUCGACGUUCAACCAACACCGGAAAAAGCACUUGGUAGGGAAACCCUAUCAGUGCCCUGACUGCGGAAUGGGCUUCACUGCUCUCUCAGCCCUCCUCCUCCACCAGAAAAGCCACGUGGGGCCCAGGCCCCACGUCUGCUCCGACUGCGGGAAAGCCUUUCGGGAGACCACGACCCUCCGCAGGCACCAGCGCAUCCACACGGGUGAGAAGCCCUACCACUGCUCGUACUGCGAGAAAAGCUUUCGGGCCAGCUCCACCCUCAUCAUCCACCAGAGGAUCCACACCGGGGAGAAACCCUACAAAUGCACCAAAUGCACCAAGUGCUUCAUGUCCAGCUCUUCCCUCAUGAAGCACCUGCGGAUGCACCUCCGGAAGGAGCUGCACAGUGAAUGAGUUGGUUAGGCCCAGACCUUCCUUGGGGGCCUUUGGGUCUUCAUCCCCGUGACAUCGCAGCUCCUCCACAUCCCAUCCAUCCUAGAACUUGAGUUUCGCUGCUGCUUGUGCCUUCAGCUCCGAGCAUAACUUUUACUGUUCCUGCCAAACAACCCUCUGAAGAUUAUGUCUGUGAUUUGAGGAGGACCAGGCAUGCAGCUGUUCGUCACGGCACAGCUUCUCCUGGUGCUUAGGGAAAGUGGUGGUCAGUCAGUCCCCAGUCCCGCGAUGGCUUUGGGGAUGGUGGGAGCCCAGUGGGAUGGAGGACGACUGGGUUAGGGGAUGGUAGGACAGCAACAGGAUGGAGGAUGAUGAGGUUUGAGGAUGGUGGAAACCCAGCAAAAUGGAGGAUGAUGAGGUUUAGAAGAUGGUGGGACCUCACUGGGAUGAAGGUGGAUGGGGUUUGUGGUGGUGGAUCUCCACUGGAAUGGAAGACAAUGAAAUUUUGGGAGAUGGGUCCCUGCUGGGAGGAAGGAGGAUGGGUUUGGGGAUGGUAGGAUCUCAGUAGGAUAAGGUAUGAGGGUUUUUGGGGAUGGUUAGACCCCACAUGGGUGGAGAUGGAUGAUGGGGUUUGGAGACCACUGCUAUGGGAUGCAGUGUCUUCCAAACACAUUUCCUUCCCCAGUUUCCCCACUGUGUCUGCUCUUGAUUUUAAUGCUGCCAUGUUUAAAAUAAACCCCAAUGAAUUUGG